Molecule: messenger RNA, 1710 nt
Organism: Linum trigynum
Lineage: Eukaryota; Viridiplantae; Streptophyta; Magnoliopsida; Malpighiales; Linaceae
Source: the annotation of a GenBank genome assembly
AUGGCCGGCGCCGGCGCCGGAGCAGCUGCGAGCCAACCCUCCCGGCGGACAGCGGAUUUCCAUCCCAGCGUAUGGAGAGAUUUCUUCAUCACCCAUGUCCCCCAACCUGAUGAGGUGAUUACGGCCUGGAACGAACGGAUCGAAGUGUUGAAGUCCAACGUGAGGAGCACGUUGUUAGCCCCGGGGACGGCGCUGUCGGAAAGGCUGAGUCGAAUCGACACGAUCGAGCGGCUGGGAAUCGGGUACCACUUCGAGGGAGAAAUCGAAGGAGUCUUUGGAGAAAUCUACGACCAAUAUUAUCGUCGCAACGACGAUCUCAACACCGUUGCGCUCCGUUUCAGACUGCUCAGACAACAUAAUUAUGCUGUUUCGAGUGAUGUAUUCAAGCAAUUCAAGAAGGAUGGAGGAAGAGGAGAGUUUAAGAAGGAAAUAAUAGCGAGUGAUAUCAAAGGCAUGUUGAAUUUGUAUGAAGCUGCAUACUUGAGAACGGAAGAGGAUGCUAUAUUAGACGAAGCAAUCGAGUUCACAAAACUUCACCUCAUGAACGCCGCCGAAUUGGAAUCCCCUAUGGCUGAACUAGUGGCGCAUUCUCUGGAAAUGCCGCUGAGGAAAGGCGUCAAAAGGGUCGAACACCUGUUCUUCAUACCCAUGUACGAGAAAUUCCACGGCCACGACGUAGCUCUCCUCGAGCUGGCCAAGCUGAGCUUCAAUGUGGUGCAAGACUUGUACCAAAAGGAGCUCAAAGUCCUCACCGAGUGGUGGGUCGGGUUGGAUUUGCCGAGGAAGCUGCCUUAUGCUCGGGACAAGCUGGUCGAGAUAUUCUUUUGGGCUAUGGCAAGCGCGUGGGAACCCAAAUUCGCCCUAGCUAGGUACUUCUACACCAAGGUCAUCUCGAUCGGGUCGAUGUACGACGACACGUACGAUGCCUACGGCUACGUGGAAGAACUCGAACUGUUCACGACCGCCACUGAAAAAUCGAACAGGUGGGAUCCAAACGUGAAAGAUCUGAACAACUGCAUGAAAACCCUAUUUGAUGCUAUCAUCGGGGUGUACGAGGAAAUCGACACGGUGACAUCAAGGGAUGGAAUGCCCUACUGUUUGGAGUUUGGAAAACAGGCGCUGAAGUUUGUGACAAGGAUGUACAUGGAAGAAGCACGAUGGUUCUACCAAGAUCAUGUGCCGAGCUUAGAGGAAUACAGGCAGGUUUCUUCACUCAGCACCAUCUACCAGUGGAUAGCGUACGCCACCAUGUGCGGUCUCGGCCGGCAGUCUGCGCCAAAGGAAGCCUUCGAUUGGCUGUUCAGCUUGCCCAAAAUGUUGGUAGUUUCGUCGGACCACUGUCGUCUCCGAGACGACAUGGUCUCCCACGAGUUCGAGCAGAAAAGGGGGCAUGCUGCAUCGUCGAUACAGUGUUACAUGAAGGAACACGGCGUGGGGAAAGAAGAGGCGAUGACUGCUGUAAGGGGAAUUGCAGAGGAUGACUGGAAGAUCAUGAACGGAGAGAUACUGCGACUGCUCAAUCCGCCAACAGGUCGUGAUGAUGUUGCUGCUGCCGCUGCAGUAGUACCUAACCAUGACGUUCUGCAGAUACUUGUCGGCCUUGCCAAUGUGAUGGAGACUCUUUACAAGGAGUUCGACGGUUACACGAAUUCCGACACCAGCACCAAGGACAUGCUUAUGGCUCUCUUCGUCACACCCUUCCCAGUUUGA